AUGGAGUUUCGCCCUGAGAAUGAACUGCUUCCCCAUCUUAUCGAUCAUUUUGCUCGUGUGAAACGCAAUCAGAUCUAUGCCGAGUACCCCAAAUCGCCUGUACGCCAUGGAGAAGGUUACCGCCCGAUCACCUACCGCCAGUUUGCAAACGUCAUCAAUGGCCUUGCUUCAUGGCUGACGGAGACGUUUGGACCUGGCAAUGGUGAGAUCCUCGCUUAUUUCGGUGCCAAUGAUGUGCGGUAUCCUGCAUUGGUACUGGGGGCUGUCAAGGCUGGAUACUGCAUCUUUCUGACGUCGCCGCGGAACAGUAUUGCCGCUCAUGAAAGUCUGCUAAGGCAUCUCGAUUGCUCAAAAUUUCUAUCCUCAGCCCCACGACCACCGCCUGUUACAGCAGUGGUGGAUGCAUUGCAGCUGGAAGCUUUCGAUGUACCCGAUGUUGAGGACUUGCUCUCAAAAGAAUACCCGCAUUUCGAGUUCAACAAAACGUAUCCCAAGGAUGCCGGUGACAAGAUGGUCGUCGUGCACACAUCUGGCUCGACUGGCCUCCCAAAGCCGGUUAUUUGGACACUCGAGACUGCAAAUACCCACAUGCGGAUGGUGGCAUUGAAUCACGUCGAUGGACACGACGACCAACACGGCUGGCUGAAAGGGAAAAGACAAUUCCUCGCCCUGCCGCCCUUUCACGCAGCAGGCUUGGCCAGUGUACUCUUCUUCAACGCCCCCCUCGACAUGACUAUCAUUGUGCCAUCGGGAGCUGGGCUUCCCACAGCCUCUGCCAUGGUCGAGGCGCGGAAACAGACUCCUUUCGAGACCGCUUUACUGGUGCCGUCAAUUCUAAAUGAGCUAGUCGAGAGCCCGGAUCUCUUGGACUAUUGCAGCAAAAAUAUGGAGUACCUCAUGUACGCGGGUGGUGAUCUGCCACAAGCUAUAGGGGACAAGGUUGCAGCGAAGAUCCAACUGGCCAACCAGUACGGAGCAACCGAGAUGGGCUUCUUGAGUCUUAUUCACUGUACAUCCAAUCGUGACCCCCUUAAGGACUGGAGAUGGAUGCAUUUCCACCCGGAUCUGGGCGUCGAGCUUCGACAAGUCACGGAAGAUGAAUAUGAACUGUGGAUGGCUCGUUCGCCGGAGAAAGAGGCACAUCAGUUUGCGUUCGCUGUAUUUCCUCAUUUACAAGAGUAUUCCACGCGAGACCUAUUUGUCCGACAUCCAGACAAAAACAAAGCAGAUCUUUGGCGCUGGAGUUCUCGUGCAGAUGAUGUGAUUGUCUUUUUGAACGGCGAGAAGACAAACCCUGUGUCGACGGAGCAGCACGUUACUUCCGCCAACACCGAGAUAACUGGCGCUUUAGUCGUUGGUGCUCAGCGAUUUCAAGCAUCGCUUCUGGUGGAACUUGGUGAUAAGGCACUGGACCCCAGCGAGCGAGCGGCGGCUAUAGAAAAGAUUUGGCCCAGCAUCGAAGAGACAAACCGGGUUUGUCCCGCCCACGCCCGAAUUACCAAAACACAUAUACUGUUCACAAAGCCUGAGAAACCAAUGCUUCGCGCUGGUAAAGGCACAGUUCAGCGAGCUGGUACUAUCGGACUCUACGCCAAGGAGUUGGACGCGUUGUGCGCGGAUGCAGAUAAGCUGGCAGCCCAGUUACAGAUAUUUGGACCUGGGCGCGUGGACAAUGUGCAACAAGUAUCCGACUUUAUACGAGUGACUUUGGCAUCGGUUACUGGCUGGAGUACCGAACAAGUCAGCGGCGCCGAGAACUUCUUCAAUCUCGGUCUGGAUUCCCUUCAGGUCAUCACAGCUGCCCGAUCAUUCAAGCAUGGUCUUGAUCUUCCGUCUUUCACUCCAAAUCUGAUAUAUCUCUAUCCAUCGCUGGAGAGCCUUACAAAAGCCAUUCUACAGCUCAUGCGGGAUGAGAAGACCUCGGACCGGGCAUUGAGAGAGGAACAGCUAAGGGAGAGAGACGACCUUCUGAGGGAAUUUGAAUCCCAGGUUGGCAAUCUAGCCAAAAGCCCCAAGGAAGCUCAGACCAGGGUUACCGAAGAUAAUAACCAGCUCCAUACUGUGAUACUAACAGGUUCAACGGGUAGCCUGGGCACGUAUCUAUUGGACGCUCUCCUGAAGAAUCCAUCAGUCGGGUACGUUCAUUGCCUAAACCGCAGGAAAGAUGCCUCAGAUAUCCAACGCCAAAAAAGCAAAUUCUACAAUUUGACUUCACCGUUAGACUCUUCCAGAGUCACAUUCUGGCAUACAGAUCUGUCUCAAAAGGACCUCGGACUAACACCCGACUCUUUUAAGCGGCUACAGAACACUGCAACUGUCAUCAUCCACAACGCCUGGAACGUAAACUUCAAUCUCUCUCUAUCAUCCUUCAAACCCGAUCUACGGGGCAUGGUGAACCUAAUCGACUUCACAGCCUCCGCCUCAAAACUGCCACACCUCUUCUUCAUAUCCUCCAUCAGUUCCGUCAUGAACCAUCUUACUGAAUUCCAACUCACGCCCGAAGCCACCGUGACUUCAUCACAACCAGCACCAAAUGGCUACGCAAACAGCAAAUACAUUGCCGAAAAACUUCUAGACAACGCAGAGCGAACAAACUUGAUUCGGACCUCAUUCGCCCGAGUCGGACAAGUCGCUGGCGCCGUUAAAACACCCGGCCUCUGGAACAAGGCCGAAUGGUUCCCGAGCCUAGUGAUGAGUUCGUUACAAGUAGGCGCCAUACCGGCCAGUAUAGGCCCAGCACUAAAUCGAGUUGACUGGGUGCCAAUCGACCUGUUGGCAGAAGUACUCGUGGAUCUUUCACUUAGCCAACCCUCCGAAGGCUGCAAGGUCUUCCAUCCUCUCAAUACGCAUCUGACAACAUGGGAGGAAAUUAUCGCAGUUGUGCUGGAUGUUCUAAAUAAACCUUCGGGUAAAUCGAUUGAGAGAGUGCCAAUCUCAGAAUGGAUUCAGCGAGUACGUCGUGAUAUUGAGACUGGGUCGGACCAAACCGACCUGCAGGUCUUGCUGGAAAAGAAUCCGGCUGCUAAGCUUCUUGACUUUUUUGAAGAGAUUGAGUCUGCUGGUGGUAAUAAUCAUUUGGAUACAAAGCAGACUGCUAAAGCGAGUGAAAGAUUGAGGGAUAUCCCUGGCAUUAGGCCGGAAUGGAUUCAGAAGUGGAUUGGAGAGUGGAUGGAGUCAGUUUAUUAA
This is a messenger RNA of Penicillium cinerascens, 3186 nucleotides long. Its product is annotated as secondary metabolism biosynthetic enzyme. The record is from RefSeq and is a predicted model, not a curated record. NCBI's taxonomy places the organism in Eukaryota, Fungi, Ascomycota, Eurotiomycetes, Eurotiales, Aspergillaceae. The transcript has a single exon. Bases 1 to 3186 code for a protein of 1061 amino acids.